AUGAAUGAAUAUAUUCCCAAUCGAUAUAAAAUUCUUCAGAAAAUUGGCGAGGGUGUUCAUGGCGUUGUUCUUAAAGCAAUCGACACUACAGAGAAUAACAAAGUAGUCGCUAUUAAAAUGGUUUCUCUUAGGACAAAAUUUGGAGGUAUAUCACCUAAUACACUUCGAGAGAUAAAAUCGUUACAACAUGCAGACAACGAAUAUAUUAUUUCAAUGCUUGAUAUGUAUCCGGAUUUGUCAGGUCUUGCACUUGUAUUUGAAUAUAUGCCAAAUACUUUAUACUCAAAGCUGAAAGAUGAAGAAAAUCCUUUAUCAAGGCAACAGAUUCAAUCGUAUACAAAAAUGUUACUUCGCGGCCUUUCAUAUCUUCAUGAUGAAUUAAAAAUUAUGCAUAGGGAUAUUAAACCAGCCAAUCUUCUAAUUAACGAACAUGAUGUUCUUAAACUUGCUGAUUUUGGACUCGCUCGGUUGUACAAUCCUGAUGAACCUCGUAAAUGUUACUCACCACAAGUUGCUACACGUUGGUAUCGAGCACCUGAAAUUUUAUGGGGAACUCAAAUUUAUGGUCCAUCAAUCGACAUGUGGUCGGUUGGUUGCGUAUUCGCUGAAAUGCUUCGCGGUGUUCCAUUAUUUUCAGGCAACACCGACAUUGAACAAUUAGCGCUCGUUAUAAGAACACUUGGAACGCCGAGUACUGCAGAUUGGCCGGAAGUAAAGAAUUUACCUGACUAUAAUAAAAUUAGUUUUCCAAACAGCAAACGAGAAGAGUGGGUCAAAAUUUUCCCAAGCUUUACAACGAAGGAAGAGAUCAGACUUGUUGAUGAUUUAGUGAAGUAUAAUCCAAAGCAUAGACUAACAGCAUCUGAAGCACUUUGUCAUGAAUAUUUUGGAUGA
Clunio marinus is the source of this 894-nucleotide messenger RNA. NCBI's taxonomy places the organism in Eukaryota, Metazoa, Arthropoda, Insecta, Diptera, Chironomidae. The record is from the annotation of a GenBank genome assembly.